Molecule: messenger RNA, 1101 nt
Organism: Zea mays
Lineage: Eukaryota; Viridiplantae; Streptophyta; Magnoliopsida; Poales; Poaceae
Product: Plasma membrane-associated cation-binding protein 1
Exons: 5
Coding region: 238-822 (194 amino acids)
Cellular component (GO): plasma membrane
Source: RefSeq, a predicted model, not a curated record
AACCCCGGUUCGUCUUCAUCGUCCUCCCAGCUCGUUCUGUGAUCUCGCCGGCUCCAAUGACAUGCCUUCCAUAAUCUUCCUUCUGACAGUUGUACCCCUGGGCCAUUCAUUAUAUAUUGCUCUCAUGGCACCGUGGCUCCUGCACUGCAGCUGCAUCACCAUCAUUCAUAGGCUGCCUUCCUGCCUGCUGAUCUCGCACCUCAAACCCACACACAGCAGCAUCAGAGGUUGAGAUAGAUGGCCAGUCUGUGGAAGACCAAGGUUCUGCCUGGCCUCAACAAGAUCUUCGACAAGGAUGGCAAGAAGGCUGCAGCUGCAGGCUUCUUCAAGUCCUUCAACAAGGAGGAGAUUGGCAAGGAGAUUGAGGAGAAGAAGGCAGAACUGGAGCCCAAGGUUGCGGAGGCUUAUGAAGCAUCUCCUCCUGAGGUCAAGGCUCUGUUCAAGGAUAAGAAGCCAGUCAAGAUCAGCAAGAAGAACUCGACUGCAGUUACCAAGUUCCUCGAUGAGCUGGCUAAGAUUGACUUCCCUGGAGCCAAGGUGGUGAGCGAGGCGGUGGCCAAGUCCGGCGCCUCGCCCCUGUCUCCGGCGAUCACCUUCAUCUUGGACAAGGUCGCACCGUACAUCCCCAAGGAGGAGCCCAAGGCGGAGGACGCGGUGGCUGAGGCCACUUCCCGGGAAGUCGCCGUGGAGGUGGAGGAUGCCGAGCCGGCUAUAGCUGAUGCAGCGGCCGAGACACCAUCGGAGGCGAAGAAGGGAGAGGAGGAAAAGCCGGCUGCCGAGGAGGCGGCGCCACCGGCAGCGGCUGCUACUGAGGAGAAGUAAUACUCCGAUCCACAGCCAUGCCUCUCCCUACGUAGCUGCAGCAGAGUGAAAAGUGAUUCAGUCAGUCAGACAUACACACUUGCAUUGGCACGCAUUAUUCAUGGACAUGUACGUUGCUGCGCCGUGUGUGCGUGUGCGUGUGCGUGUGUGUGGGGGUUCUUUGUUUUUUAUUUUGGGGCGAUUGUUACAAAUGUGUAAUUAUUUAUAUCGAUAUGUUUGUUUCAUUGAUGGACCGCAUUUAAUAAGACAAUUCUUUCUUGUGUAUAUAAGUAUUUUUUU